Molecule: messenger RNA, 3490 nt
Organism: Procambarus clarkii (red swamp crayfish)
Lineage: Eukaryota; Metazoa; Arthropoda; Malacostraca; Decapoda; Cambaridae
Source: RefSeq, a predicted model, not a curated record
GUUAACUGUCGCAGUUCAGAGAUGAAGUUGGCGCCGCUGUGUGUGUUGGUGGCGGCUGUGGCGGGGAUCGUCGCGGGGGAGUUGGCGCCCCCUGAGAGGUCCUACAAGAUCCUCAUGCUCCUCCCCGUCUCCUCCAAGAGCCACAGGAACGUCUUCAUGCCUCUCGCUGAGGCUCUGGCUAUACGUGGACACAAAAUUGUGAUGUUGACCAAUCACCCGAAGUCGACCAAACAUCCCAACAUCCACGAGGUUCCCCACGGCCUCACACACUUCAGGGAGGACAACAUUAACAUGUUCGACUCCCGGAAGGACCCAACUGGUGGCUUUCAGCUCUUCUUGGACUCUCUGCCACCCAUCGCCAGGGAAUUGUACAAAGUCCCAGUGGUGAAAGAACUUUAUGACAAGAGAAAGGAGUUCGAUCUAAUAAUUGUAAACCAUAUGUUCAACGAGGUGGCGUAUCCCUUCGUACACGAGAUCCCCUUCAUCACCCUCGCCACGCCAGGGAUGGACCCACGGCAGAGUGCCGUCCUGGGCAACGUCCUCAACCCGGCCUACGUUCCCAACCACAUAUCCAACUAUACGUUACCAAUGAGCGCCUGGAAUCGUUUCCACAACACGCUGAUUCACAUAGGAACGUCUCUUUACUGGCGGAACUGGGCCGUCGUGCCCCUAAUACAAAAAGAGAUCUCUGCACAGUUCCCGGAGCUGCCGCCGCUGUUGGACCUGGAGAGGAACAUGAGUCUGGCGCUGAUCAACACCCACUUUAGUAUCAGCAUGCCGCUGCCUCUCCUGCCGUCACAGGUGGAGGUGGGCGGCAUGCACUGUCGACCCGCCAACCCUCUGCCUCAGGAGCUGGAGUCAUGGAUCACAGGGGCGGGGUCCGCUGGCGUCAUCUACUUCAGUUUGGGCUCCUUCACGCAAGGCACCGACAUGCCAGUCCAGUACCGCGACCUCUUCGUCCAGGCCUUCCGCAGGGUGCCGCAGCGCGUCAUCUGGAAAUACGAAGGUGUGAUAGAGAACGUUCCUGACAAUGUGAUGAUCACCAAGUGGCUUCCCCAGCAGGAUAUUCUCGCCCAUGACAAGGUAAAGGUGUUCAUCACACAUGGAGGCCUCCUCAGCAUGCAGGAAGCCAUCUACCACGCCACACCCCUCCUCGCAAUACCCAUAUACGGAGACCAGCCCAGGAAUGGCAAAUUUGUAAGGGACUCUAGCCUCGGAGACUAUCUGGUGUGGGAGGAACUAACAGAGGACAUGAUCAUUGAUGCUAUCACCAAAAUCAUAAAUGAUCCUAAGUAUAAAGAAAAUGUAUUGAGGAUGUCAGUACCGCUGCGGGACCAGCUGACGUCACCCAAGGAGCUGGCAGUGUUCUGGACGGAGUACGUCAUCCGCCACCGUGGGGCGCCCCAGCUGAGGUCCCCGGCGGCACAGCUCUCCUGGGUGGAGUUUCUCAUGCUUGACGUCAUCCUCCUCCUCCACCUGAGUUUCAUCUUACUAGGCUUCAUCCUACGUAGAAUCUUCAGGGUUAUUAGUGCUAAAAUAUUCGUUAGUGAUGCUGCCAAGAAGAAGAAGAAUGAUUAGGAAUGGCUUAGAUAAGUCAUACAUGGAAGCAUCAUAAUAUUUGGAUUGUCUUCGUUGUAUAAUUCUUAUUUCUUUUUUAGAGGUAUUUCUUCUCAGCGGAGGUCAGAAGUGAAAAGAAUGCAUAAAUAAUUAAGAAUUAUUUUUUAUAUGCAAUUAUGGGUUUACUUUAAUCAUUUAUGAAGAUUAAAAUAUAAUAGAAGGAAAUUAUUUUCCAAACAAAAUAAUUAUCUUAUCAAAAUUUUAGAGUGAAGUGAAACCUCGUAAAGUUUCUAGUUAUACCAAGAGAUGACAAUGACAAGCAGAUGGCAGCCAGUCAUCACUUGAUAUUCUACUCAUAUAUUGUGUGGCAUUUUUGUCUUUCUAGAUUAUUAUGCUGUCUAGAAGGCUCAUAUUUACAAAGUUCAAUUCUAGCAGCAAUAAAACCAUUAGAUCCAAACUAGGCACAGUGACAUUAUCAUUAAAUGGAUUCGUGAUAUUACUUUGAGUUUUAGUACUUAGCAAUUAUUGCACACAUAUUUGAUUCCCAACAGUGGGGAACUUACCCAGUUAUGUCCAUGACAAAGAAGAUCUAUCUCUAGAUCCGUAUCUCUUGACUUUUGUGCCUGAUACAUAUACACCUCUGUAUGUCCAAGUACUCUGUCAUGUUUGCUCUUGGAUCUGGGAGUGAAGUUUAUUUCUAUCACUUCUGGUGCAAAUGUAUUUCUAUUGUUUACCCACCUCAUUGUAUAUGAAAAAUUCCAACAUUUAUCUAGUCCAUUUGUAUUUCGAACAUAGUUUUGUUGUUCAUGGCUGGGAGAAGACUGUGUGUCUAUUUUGUCUAUGCCCUUCAAUUUCUUGCACAUUGUGAUUAUAUCACUUCUGGUCUUUAAAGUCUGAAAAGUCAUUAGAUUUAGUUUUCUUGGAAAGUUCAUCAUUGCUCAUACCACUGGUAAUACUAUCCAGACAAAUCUUUGAACUUAAGUUUUUUUCUUGCAUGAUCCCAUGAUGAUGAUGUAUCCAUUUGUUUAUGCUUCCAUCAAUACUUUUGUCCAUCCUUGCACGCCAGUAUCCGUGUGUGCAUAUAUUGGUGUGUGUUAAUUUAAGUGAGUAUGUAUGUGUGCCUGCAUUUGUGUGUAUGCCUCCAUCCGAAUGGCUAUUCGCCCAUAUGUACGUCUGACUUUGUGUAUAUCUUCCCGAGUGUGCCCUCAUCUGUGUUAUACAUCCAUCAUGUAUAUUGUGUCGCAUCUGUACCUCUUUCUGUUCAAGUCAACAAUAUUGGUGGUAUUUCUCAAGACUAAACCUAUAUACGAGUGAUAUUAUUUCUGCACUUCUGUGGGAAGAACGUAUUUUUAAUAUAAGUUACAUUCCUUUUAAAUUAAAUAUCAUUAUUUCAAGUUCAAAUGUAAAACUGAAGACUAUUUAUUGUCAGCAUUAUAUUUCUGUAGUGAGAUAAUUAUGAUAUAAAGAACUGUUGGGUGAAUUCAUUACAUCAAAUGAUUGUAAAAAUCAAGAUUAAUAUUUGUAUUGCAGUUAGUUACCAAUUGAGCUUAUUUUAAGUAUUUUAAGAAUAAAAAUAGCAUCUAUUUUGUUUGUUUUUUGUAAAAAUUUGGAGAUACAUGUAGUAAGCUGCGUUUCUAGCUUACUAUUAGGCUAGUAGUUUCUAGCUCUAGUUUCUAGUUUUCUUGUCUCAUUUUCCAAGUAUAUUGAUUUUCAUGAAGAUAACAGUGUUAGAAGUUUGUAUGGCUUUAGUACACACAUACAUUCUUGACUACCUCCUCUGGAGUGUGUACCCAUAACAUCUGGUGACGAAUAAUCCUGGUUGUAGAAGCUCUUGUAGUCUAUUUUCUCAUGAAACUAACGUAUUUCUUUAACAAUAGAAAUUUAAUAAGUUCUAAAAAAAUGUGUACAUACAAAUAAAAAUUAUUCAUGGUGA